AUGUUAGUAAGUAUACGUGUUAAUGAAUAACCAUGUCACAUUAAGGAUAACAAAGCAGAAUUGCAAGAAAUGUGAAAUAAAUGUGGAAUAUAACCCUGUUUAACAAUUAUAUGUUGAUAUGGGUCUUCACUCCAGAUGUUAUGGACCACAUCUCCCAUAAUGCUCUUACAACCAUAAAGCUGGCAAUGUAUUGUGGGGAUAUGGUACGCAACAUCCGGAGUGCCCUGCUAAAUAUAUUGGUUUCUGUUAUGUGAAGUUUUGAAGGUUAAAAAGCCUUUGCAUAUAGAUUAGUAAUCUUACCAGUGAAGCACAUGUUUGCAUGCUUCCUUUUUAAGGUUACCUGUUUCUAACAACUGCUAGAAUUUUCAAACAGCUAGCAAUUUUGGGAAAUUGGGUGUCUCUCUGGAAAUGCCUUAAGAUAAUUGAAUUUUUUCAUUCUUGAUUUUUUCCACCUACUUCCAAUACUGUGAGAACUUCUGGGAAUUCAAAGGGAAUUUCAAUAUCUAUGCAAAAUUUGAAAUAUUCUUCAAGUCAAUUCUGUUCUCAGUUUGGCUAUUUUGGACUUAAUUUUGAAAUUGACUUUGAAUUCCUGGAAACUCUUAUUUAGUAAAUAUUCCUGUCACUGUUCAGUGUGGCAACAGAGCAUGGUUUACUAAAUACGGCUCCUAUCAUCAGGGUAGGGGCUGGUUGUUUCAAUGCAUUUUUUGGGAACUGAUGCCUAUUGCAUUUAUUGCACCUAUACCCCUGAAUCAUGUAUACAUAUAUAGUGCAAAUUACAUUUGUUUACGGCAAACAGAUUUAAUUUGCAACUUAUGCCAAGUUUACAAUUAGAGAGCGCAUAGCGCAGAAACACAGGGAGCCGCGAUGCUGUUUGCCUCUGAAUGCUGAAUACAGGUUUCUGUAUACAGCUCUGUGCCUGCUUCACCACCCUUUAUUUGAACGUUUCCCUUUAAUUUAUAUCUCCAUCCCUGCAAUGUACUUGCCUCACAAUUUACUUACUUCAUGCCCCCCUUCUUUUCAUGUCUGCUCCAUUAAGGCAGAGGAUGAGCCAGUAAGUGAAGAGAUAAAAAAUCGAGUGCUGCUGCAGCUGUUCUGCUGUGAUGGGCUUUCCCUCUCACUAUACCAUAAAUACGUGUAUCAGUGAGCGUUUGUAUAUAUGUUUCUUAACGAGUGCAUCUAAUGUUGCAGCCUGUGGGGUAUCUGUGAAUGUGUGCCUGCCUGUGUUGGUGUGUUUGUAUGAGAGUGCCUAUGAGUGUGCGCUUCUGUCUGGAAUUGAGUGUCUCCCACUAUGUGUAUGUCUAGAAAUGUGUGAUUCUAAAGAUGUAUAUAGUGUUUGUGAGUGCAUGUCUGUGAGGAGAAAAAAGGGAUUGCUAAUUCAAAGAGUAUCUCACAUAUAACUCCUGAUCAGAGCCAUGAUUAGUGAUUAGUCCUAAUCAGUGCUCUGACACUGUCUGGCACUGUCUUGGGAAUAAUAUUUACAAAGGAAGCAUUGCAGUUAGAAGUAUCAGCAUGUAUCCAGGCACUAAACACAGAGUGAUGGUCUAUCUCUGUAUAGUGAAACCAUCUCUCAAUGUUUAGUGCCUAGAUUUCCAAUCUCAGAACUGCUUGCUAAUAGUCCUACUCUACAAGCACAGCGUUGUAUACAGGGAACGAACCUGUGUUUGUGUCUGUUAGUGUCUGUGUGUAUAUGUGUGCGUGUGGCAUGGUCAUGGUGAUGCAGAAACAUAUACAUAUAUAUGGGAAUAUGAGUUAUGUAACAACACAUACUGGAAAUAUAUAGGACCAAAAUGAAAAUAUUAUUGGAAUAUGUUAAUUUUAAAUAUGCAGAAACAUUAUUUCGUUACAAUACUGUUUUUAUCUCUAACUUCACAUUCCAGGACACCAAAAUUAAUUGGAUUCUACAGCUGUUAUUUUUUAAACCGCUUGUUAGUGAAAGGAUUAAAAGACCGAAAAGGGUUUUCUUCUAAUAUCCUGUACAGGGAGUGCAGAAUUAUUAGGCAAGUUGUAUUUUUGAGGAUUAAUUUUAUUAUUGAACAACAACCAUGUUCUCAAUGAACCCAAAAAACUCAUUAAUAUCAAAGCUGAAUAUUUUUGGAAGUAGUUUUUAGUUUGUUUUUAGUUUUAGCUAUGUUAGGGGGAUAUCUGUGUGUGCAGGUGACUAUUACUGUGCAUAAUUAUUAGGCAACUUAACAAAAAACAAAUAUAUACCCAUUUCAAUUAUUUAUUAUUACCAGUGAAACCAAUAUAACAUCUCAACAUUCACAAAUAUACAUUUCUGACAUUCAAAAACAAAACAAAAACAAAUCAGUGACCAAUAUAGCCACCUUUCUUUGCAAGGACACUCAAAAGCCUGCCAUCCAUGGAUUCUGUCAGUGUUUUGAUCUGUUCACCAUCAACAUUGCGUGCAGCAGCAACCACAGCCUCCCAGACACUGUUCAGAGAGGUGUACUGUUUUCCCUCCUUGUAAAUCUCACAUUUGAUGAUGGACCACAGGUUCUCAAUGGGGUUCAGAUCAGGUGAACAAGGAGGCCAUGUCAUUAGAUUUUCUUCUUUUAUACCCUUUCUUGCCAGCCACGCUGUGGAGUACUUGGACGCGUGUGAUGGAGCAUUGUCCUGCAUGAAAAUCAUGUUUUUCUUGAAGGAUGCAGACUUCUUCCUGUACCACUGCUUGAAGAAGGUGUCUUCCAGGAACUGGCAGUAGGACUGGGAGUUGAGCUUGACUCCAUCCUCAACCCGAAAAGGCCCACAAGCUCAUCUUUGAUGAUACCAGCCCAAACCAGUACUCCACCUCCACCUUGCUGGCGUCUGAGUCGGACUGGAGCUCUCUGCCCUUUACCAAUCCAGCCACGGGCCCAUCCAUCUGGCCCAUCAAGACUCACUCUCAUUUCAUCAGUCCAUAAAACCUUAGAAAAAUCAGUCUUGAGAUAUUUCUUGGCCCAGUCUUGACGUUUCAGCUUGUGUGUCUUGUUCAGUGGUGGUCGUCUUUCAGCCUUUCUUACCUUGGCCAUGUCUCUGAGUAUUGCACACCUUGUGCUUUUGGGCACUCCAGUGAUGUUGCAGCUCUGAAAUAUGGCCAAACUGGUGGCAAGUGGCAUCGUGGCAGCUGCACGCUUGACUUUUCUCAGUUCAUGGGCAGUUAUUUUGCGCCUUGGUUUUUCCACACGCUUCUUGCGACCCUGUUGACUAUUUUGAAUGAAACGCUUGAUUGUUCGAUGAUCACGCUUCAGAAACUUUGCAAUUUUAAGAGUGCUGCAUCCCUCUGCAAGAUAUCUCACUAUUUUUGACUUUUCUGAGCCUGUCAAGUCCUUCUUUUGACCCAUUUUGCCAAAGGAAAGGAAGUUGCCUAAUAAUUAUGCACACCUGAUAUAGGGUGUUGAUGUCAUUAGACCACACCCCUUCUCAUUACAGAGAUGCACAUCACCUAAUAUGCUUAAUUGGUAGUAGGCUUUUGAGCCUAUACAGCUUGGAGUAAGACAACAUGCAUAAAGAGGAUGAUGUGGUCAAAAUACUCAUUUGCCUAAUAAUUCUGCACUCCUUGUAUGUAUACUUAAUACAACAUUAAAGAAACACUAUAGCAUUAGUAAUAUAGUAAUAUGUACACUGUUUAGGUGACCAGGUCCUUGCCAGGGUUAAAAAAAUUCAUUUUUUGAAAUAUUUUUGCUUACUAAAAGAACUCAAAAUAGAUUUAUUUAUAUAUCAGUCCUGAUUGUUAAAUGCCUUACAUGUUUAUGCUCUAAAUUAACUUUUGGUAGUUAAAGUUAACCCUAAACCAUUACUCCCUCAAUUUUCUUUUACCAACCCUAACCCUAUGCUUACACAUACAUUAACCAUAUAUCUACCCUAACCGUAACGCUACAAUAUCCAUACGCUAAAACAUCAUUAGCCCUAACCCAGCACUAACCCUCACAGUAACACUAAUCCUACACUAUCUCUAACCUUUCAACUCACCCUAACUCUAAGGAAACCCACUGCUAAUUUCAGUAAUAUCAGCAGAUUGGUUUCCAAGUUAAAACAGUAGAGAACAGUCUGUGACUGCCAUCUUCUGGCUGUUUUUAGAAAUACGGGCUUUACUUGUUAUACUAAAAUCUAACAUGCUUUUCCAGCUGGUAAUACUGAGAUAAAUGCGAGGCAGCUGGUAAAGUACAGCACCGAUCACAAUCAGAAUGAGGGCAUCUGCCAGCGAAGAGUCAAUUAAUGUAAAAGGCUGUAUGCAGUGCUCAUUUAGAGCGCUGCAUACAGCUUAUCAGUCAGGUGACAGAGGGCUUUAACUCUGCUCACACCAUGUUGCAGAAAAGGGAAUUCAUUCUUAAUUUAAAAAGCUGUAUGCAGUGCUCACUUUGAGCAUGGUAUAAAUCCCAAAAUACGGCCCAGCUGACAGAGCAGGAAUUUAACCUGCUUACACCAAAAAAGUUAGGAUGAUCCAUAAAUAGUGUUAAAGCUCACUCUGUGGAAGACAGCAUGGAAGAUCCUAACAUCAUGAAGUGUUUAAUAUAAAUAAAAAUUGAAAUAGUAGAAUGAGUUUGGAGAGCUCCACUUCUUCAAUCAGCUGCUCUUAACUAUACCUAUAAACACAUACACCCACACUAACACAUUUACACAGAUACACUUAGUCUCUUUCUUAUGGCAGCACAAGUACACACGUCACACUGGCUGGAGAUUUAUGGGAGUCAUGGUUGCAGGCAGCAUCCAAUAUUUACAGCUACCAUAACUACUUGAUUUGCUCUCUCCUUAUUAUAAUGAUGGAACUGGUGCUGGCAAAAUAAAUCAGACAGGUUUUUUCAGUAAGAUCUAAAUGGACUCUCAAUUCAGACUACAAAUUUCAGACAUUGUUUACAGUAUUUAACAAUGUUUGGAUUUAUUGCUUCAAAACGCACCAGAAGUGUGUAUAGAUUUCAGUCUGAAUGAAUGCUGUUGGAUGGCAGAAAUCUGGGAUUGGUUGGCAGAGGCUGCUCAAUGUUUCUGCCAUUUAAAUAAAUUAGCAACUGGGCAGCUAUUGACAAUUCAGCAGUGCAGGAGGAAAACUGACAUAUGAUGUCUGAUUGCAGGCCAACACACAAUGUGCUGAUAGGGUACCUGUCAUGAAAUAUUUAGCUCAAGCUCUUUUUUAAAGACUAUAAAAUCCUAUCUAUACAUUGUUUUAACACAUUUGCUAGCAAAUAUAUACAUGUAAAAAGAGCUCUUUCUCCCACUUGUGCGUCAAUUCGCCGCCAUAAACUAUGUGCCAAAGAAAUAAAUGACAAGAAGAGCAGAUGAGACCUCCCACAACUGGUCCUUCUGCUCGACAAACAUAACAACCACAGCACAUUCACAAUGGUUGGUAUGGCAACUCCCUGCUAGCGCUGGCUAAGUGUGUGUAAGCAUGGCUAAGAGUGUCGACAUCACAGAAGAGUUUAGGAGCCAAGUUGAAGAAGACAGCAGAUAGAGUGAAGGUGGAUGUUACAGUAGAGUAACACCCAGAAGAGUGACCAGACCACAUGGCAGUGUUGGAGUGGAGGUGAGUUUAUUGCUAUAUAUAUUACACUGAAUGAUAUGAGGACAAAACAAAACAGAAUAUAGUGUAAUAUGAGAUUGAUAAUCCUCGCCUGUGGAUAUACAUAUAAAUUACACUGUAUAUAUCAUAUAUCUCUGUGAAAUAUGAUGUGUUCAAUGCAUUUCGGGAAGAUGUUUUAUUAACGUGAGCAUGUCAUGACCGGUAAUUCCAGGUUCCCUUUCAAAAUACUUUCUUUUGGGAUAGCUCACAGUAUUUACAGAGAACACUAUUUCUUUCUCAAGAUAUAAAGUGCAACACUGAAAGUAAUGGUGUGACAUACACAAAAUGUUAUAUAAUAUUGCACAUGCACAAUACACACAUUAUAUUUCCUGUUUUUAGUCACUAGGUAAACCUUCAAGACAGAGAUAAUUUUCUUAUGCUAUCAAUUGUGCAAGGCAAGUCUAGCUCCCAGGCUUUCUCAAAUACCCCAUACAUUUAGUUUACACUGCAACAGGGAAUUAUGAAUAUUAGUUUUGGGAAUCAAAAUUGCUAUCCCUAGCUUACUUCCAGUGACAUUCUAAGAGCACAGUGGGUCUGUGAGGUUUAUAAUUUGUGAUAUUGCAAAAUCAAAAAAGUUAUUUAUUUUUUAUGUGUAAUAUAUGUACAUUGAUGGGAUGAUUAAUGGGGAAAAAAUAUGACUGACAGAUAUGUACAUUACUGCUUGUUUCUUUAUUUUUUAGAGGGAAUGCAUCUCUGUCCAUAUUGGCCAGGCUGGUGUGCAGAUGGGCAAUGCCUGCUGGGAGUUGUACUGUUUAGAACACGGGAUCCAUCCCACUGGUAUUGCAGCUGAUGAGAGGAGCUAUACAAUGGAUUCAUCAUUUGGGACUUUCUUCAGUGAGACUUCUAAAGGGAAAUGUGUACCUCGAGCAGUGUUUGUUGACCUGGAGGAAACUGUUAUUGGUAAUGUAAAUACAUUUAUUUAUUUAUUUUAUAUGAUGCACAUUUAUGUAUAGUAAAGUGAUAGAGGUUACUUCAUAAAAUGUAUUGAGCAGAUCUUUUGUUUUAUUAUCAGAAUCACAGCUAUACAAUCAACUUUUAAAAAUGCAAUAAAACCCCCCCCCAAAAAAACAACCCUUAGGUCCCAAUAUGUGAAAAUUAUUUCCAGGGACACUUUGUGGAAAAUACGGACAAAAAUGUAUAUAGACACAAGCACACACAUAAAAACUCAAAGAGAUACACACAGUAACACACUAGGCAUACAUGCACUGACACACACACACUCAAAAAUACACCUUCUUUUCCACUCACACUGACACACACAAUGACACAUGUACACAGAUAUAUACAGUGACAAACUGACACACACAGACACACACAUUGCCAUACACACAGACCCACACUGACAAGUCCGCCUCCACUUUUGCUCAGUGCGUGAUCUGAGUAGGAGCUUUCACUCCUCACUGGGUCCUCACUGGAGUAGUGCCUGGUGGACCCCAGGUAAGAAGUCAAUCCAUUCUAAAACAUUUUGUCUCCCUUCAAUGGGGUGCACCAGGGCACUUCUGACCAGGGACGUAUUAGCCGCGAGGCAAACAAGGCAUUUGCCUUGGGCGGCAUUUUUCAGGGGGCGGCAAAAAACGCCGCCCCCCAAAUGCCCAGGGCAGAUGCCUUGUUAGCCUUGCGGCUAACUGACAUCCCGAGCGGGCGGGCCGGCGGCCGGCGAGGGAGCACUUCCCAUGAGCUGACUGCUCAGCUCCCUCGCGCACCGCAAAGUGAGGCUGGGAGCCGGAAGAUGACGUCAUAUUCCGGCUCCCAGCCUCACUCUGCAGCCGGCGCGCGAGGGAGCUGAGCAGUCAGCUCAUGGGAAGUGCUCCCUCGCCGGCCGCCCACCUGCCAGCGCCGCCCGCCCUGCAGCCACUGGACCACCAGGGAGAGAGACCCCCCCCCCAAGCACUCCCAAAGGUAAGGAGGUUGGGGGGGGAUUUAAAUUUAAAAAAGUUAGUGUGUGUGUUUGUGUGUGUGUGUGUGUGUGUGUGUUUGUGUCUGACUGUGUGUGUGUGUGUGUUUGUGUCUGACUGUGUGUGUUUGUGAGUGUGUGUGUUUGUGAGUGUGUGUGUGUGUUUGUGUCUGACUGUGUUUGUGUCUGUGUAUGUGUCUGACUGUGUGUGUGUGUGUGUGUAUGUGACUGUGUGUCUGUGUGUGUUUGUGUGUGUGUGUGUUGUCUGAUGUGUGUGUUUGUGUGUGUUUGUGUCUGACUGUGUGUGUAUGUGUGUGUGUGUGUGUGUGUCUGACUGUGUGUGUCUGUGUUUGUGUCUGACUGUGUGUGUGUGUGUAUGUGUCUGACUGUGUGUGUGUUUGUGUAUGUGUCUGACUGUGUGUGUGUGUGUGUAUUUAGAAGGUGGGGCGGGGGUAAGGGUUGGGUGGGGGUGGCGCGGGGGGGAGGGCGGGCGCCUGAGUUUUGUCCUGCCUAGGGCAGCACAAAACCAGGAUACACCACUGCUUCUGACAUCAUAAUAGCUGCAACCCUGACUGGUACAUGUUCAUGAGAUGAGGGGUUAAAAACAUCAUGUAUUCCACAAGAGCAUUGCAAUCUCACAAGAGUUGACCCUCACCUGCCUCACCCAAUGCACAGUGGGUAGUUAAGAGGAAAAUAAAAGAUUAAGCAAGUGUUUCUAGAAUUUCAAUCCGCGGAGAUAAAACUCUAAGAUUUCAGGCUGUAAACAGCUCUUUAGGGACAAGAGUAGUAGAAGCUGCAGUCCACGUGAUCCGUUACUUCUUUCCACUUGACAUGUCAAAGUAAAACUAUUAAUCUCACCUAUCUUGUAGAUGAAAUAAAAAUUGGGAAAUAUCGCUCACUUUUUCAUCCGGAGCAACUGAUCACUGGAAAAGAAGAUGCAGCAAAUAACUAUGCUCGUGGUCACUAUACCAUUGGAAAGGAGAUUGUUGACUCUGUGUUGGACAUGAUUCGUAAACAAGUGAGUAGUGCAUGUUUUAAAGAUGUGAGAUAGUAAGUAAAAGAAAACUCUCACUUACCAGGAUUUUUUAUAUUUACUUGUCUUCCAUAAUUAACAGAUAUGUAUGUGUGGCAAAAUGUAUUUGUGAAAAAUAUAUUUAGGAAUCCAUACCUCUUUAUAUAUCUGGUUGCCUCCAUCUUAGCUCCCUGUCAAUGAUUGUUACAGUGGCUGAAGAUGGCAUGGGUGUACACAGCCCAACCCCUCUAUUGACAGACCAGGCACUUGUCUACCUGCACAAUAUAUUUGUGCAUUCUGUUUCAAAUAAUUUGUCCAAAUUUUGGGCGAUUGGUUGUUCUUACAAAUUCCGUAACUUUGAAGGAACACUAUAGUCACCAAAACAAUUUUAGCUUAAUAAAGUAGUUUUAGUGUAUAGAUCAGUGUAUAUUCACUGCUCAAUUCUCUGCCAUUUAGAAGUUAAAUCCCUUUUAUUUCUGUUUACGUAACCAUAGCCACACCUCCCUUGGCUUUGAGUGACACAGACUGCAUGAAAAUAAAAUGGUUUAAUUUUCACCCCUAUGUAAAUUACUUUAAAAAUUUUUAUCUCCUGCUCUGUAAGUGGAACUUUAGUUCUAUACAAAAUAAUUGGUAAUUUAAUAUUAGUGCUCUCACUCAAGUCACUUAGAAAUUACAGAAAUAUCAUGUGUUAGAGAAUCUCAUCUUAGACAAAAAAUGAGCUUAUUGAAGCAAAUUUUAGGUCCUUUAAAAAAAAAAUAAGCUAAAAACUGUGGAAUUGGGAUAGGUGAAAAAGAUAAACAAAGAAUGAGCAUGACAGAGAUGUAUUUAACCCCUUAAGGACCGAGGACGGUUCAGGACCGUCAUCGGCAUUUUUGCGUUGCCGACCGAUGACGGUCCUGAACCGUCCUAACGGUCCUAUUUACUUACCUGAUCUCCGUCGUUCCCCCGGCGGCGAUCAGCGUGGCUCCGGUUGUGGGGAGACUGCCUGCAGCCCAGACAGUCUCCCCACACUGAUUUAGGACCCCUGUGGCCAUGUGAUCGCUUAACACAGCAAUCACAUGGUCACAAUAGGUGUCCAUAGUGCUGCCUGCAGGGGGACUGUCUGUGCUGACAGGCAGUCUCCCUGCAUGUGUAAAAUCAAAAAAUAAAUUAAAGUUAGUGUUAAUAAAAAAAAUAAAAAUAAUUAUAUAUGUGUAUAUAUGAUAUAUAGACAUAUAUUAUAACUAUAUAAUAUAUGUCUAUAUAUCAUAUAUAUAUAAUGUCAUACUAAGUGUAUUUUUAUAUUAAUAUGUACUUAUAUUAAUAUAAAAAUACACUUAUAAUUAAAUUACACACGUAUAUAUAUAAUAUAUAUAAUAACUAUAUAUAUUGUAUAUAUAUAUUAUUAUAAAAUAUAAAUAAUAAGUAAUUUAAAUUAAAUAAAAAUUUUUAAAUAAUAAUAAAAAAUUAAAAAAAAAUUAUAUAGCUAUAUGAAAUUUUAUUCUAACUGUAUUUUAAAAUUAAUAUAUAUAUAUUUAUAUCAAAAUACACUUAGAAUGAAUUUGUAUAUAUAUCUAUGUAUAUAAAAAUAAAUAAAAAUAAUAAGAAAUAUACAUACGUCCAUAUACAAAAUUACAUAAAUAAUUAUAUAAAUAUACACGUAGACUUCAAAUAUAUAAAUGUGCAUAUAUAUUUAAAUUCUACGUGCGUAUUUAUGUAAUAUUUUUACAUAAUUCAGUAAUUUUAUUGAUUGCAAUUUGAGGGACCUGCCUGCCAACCCAGGCCGAAAUUCCAGAGAAUUUAAUUUGCUAACACUGUAUUUUACCCUGUAACGUUCUAUGACACCCUAAAACCUGUACAUGGGGGGUACUGUUUUACUCGGGAGACUUCGCUGAACACAAAUAUUAGUGAUUCAAAACAGUAAAACAUAUCACAGCGAUGAUAUUGUCAGUGAAAGUUACUUUUUUUUGCAUUUUUCACACACAAACAGCAGUUUUACUGAUGAUAUAAUUGUUGUGAUACGUUUUCCAGUUUUUAAACACUAAUAUUUGUGUUCAGCGAUGUCUCCUGAGUAAAACAGUACCCCCCAUGUACAGGUUUUAUAGCAUUUUUGAAAGUUACAAGGUCAAAUAUUUUUACAUUGAAAAUGGCCAGGUUGGUUACGUUGCCUUUGAGAGCGUAUGGUAGCCCAGGAAUGAGAAUUACCCCCAUGAUGGCAUACCAUUUGCAAAAGAAGACAACCCAAGGUAUUGCAAAUGGGGUAUGUCCAGUCUUUUUAGUAACCACUUGGUCACAAACACUGGCCAAAAUUAGCGUUCAAUUUAGUUUUUUUACUUUUUUCACACACAAACAAAUAUGAAUGCUUACUUUGGCCAGUGUUUUCGACUAAGUGGCUACUAAAAAAGACUGGACAUACCCCAUAUUGAAUACCCUGGGUUGUCUACUUUAAAAAAAAUAUGUACAUGUGGGUGUUAUUCAGAGAUUUAUGACAGAUAAUAGUGUUACAAUGUCACUAUUGAUAAAUUUUAAAAAUGUAUGUUUUGAAACCGCAAUAUCCUACUUGUACCUAUAGCCCCAUAACAUGCAAAAAAAAGCAAAAAAGCACGUAAACACUAGGUAUUUUUAAACUCAGGACAAAAUUUUGAAUCUAUUUAGCAGUUUUUUUCAUUCGCUUUUGUAGAUGAGUAAAAGAUUUUUCAAGUAAAAGUCAAAAAACAUGUUUUUUUUUCAAUUUUUCAUCAGAUUUUUGUAUUUUUUUUAAAUUAAAAUACAAGAGAUUAUAUAAAUAAUGGUAUGUAAAGAAAGCCCCUUUUGUCCUGAAAAAAACAAUAUAUAAUUUGUAUGGGAACAGUAAAUGAGAAAGUGGAAAAUUACAGCCAAACACAAACACCACAAAAGUGUAAAAAUAUGCCUGGUCGCAAAUGUACAACAUCGCAAAAACAGUCCAGUCCUUAAGGGGUUAAGAUAGGCUUUGAAACCACAAAAUGUCAAAGCAACUAGGUUAUUAUCAUUUGAAUAGGGGACUAAUGUUCAUAAAGGUUGGGUUAUCAGUAAUUGUAAGCUUAAGAAAGGAAAUUAAUGAAGGAUACAUUUUGAGACACAGUUUCCAACAGUGUAGGGUCAGAGAAGUGAGAAUGAUCUUUCAAAUGAGCUCAGUGCUUUCCAGGAAAAUAUCAACAGUAUGUUAGCGUUCCUGUGCAGGUGAUAUCUACAAUUCAUGUGAUGUUUAAGAGGAUCAGUGUACAUAAGUUGCAAGUAAUGUGUAGAAUGUAGAAUUCAGGAAGUCCCAUGUAUCAAAACAGUAAUUUUAUGAGCUGAUAUUUUACAAAAUAGAUUAUAUUGUCAGACUAUAUGUGCAAAUACAAAUUAUAUAACUGUAAAAUCUGUACCUGUUAAUGUAUCUUGUAGAUCUACUGUUCUUUAACAUUUUUGCCCCUUAAAAACGUAACUACAUGUUUUGUAUUGUCCACAUAUUACACUGUUUCAGGCAAUUUACUAAUAAAACAAACCUCUGUUGCUUAUUUGUAUUUUUAGGCUGAUCAAUGUUAUGGUCUUCAAGGAUUUCUCGUCUUCCAUAGUUUUGGAGGUGGUACAGGUUCAGGAUUCACAUCACUGCUGAUGGAGCGUCUUUCUGUUGACUAUGGCAAGAAGUCCAAACUUGAGUUCUCGGUCUAUCCUGCUCCAAGGAUCUCCACUGCUGUGGUUGAACCUUAUAAUUCCAUCCUUACAACACACACAACUCUAGAACAUUCAGACUGUGCAUUUAUGGUGGAUAAUGAGGCAAUUUAUGAUAUCUGCAAAUGUAACUUGGACAUUGAGCGUCCUUCUUAUACCAAUCUGAACAGAUUAAUAGGUCAAAUAGUUUCUUCAAUUACAGCCUCACUAAGGUUUGAUGGUGCACUGAAUGUGGAUCUAACAGAGUUCCAAACCAACCUGGUGCCAUAUCCAAGAAUCCAUUUCCCAUUAGUUACUUAUUCACCCAUUAUAUCAUCAGAGAAAGCUUACCAUGAACAGCUGUCCGUUCUGGAGAUCACCAAUGCUUGCUUUGACUAUUCAAAUCAGAUGGUGAAAUGUGAUCCUCGACGUGGUAAAUACAUGGCUUGCUGCCUUCUAUACAGAGGUGAUGUGGUGCCCAAAGAUGUUAAUGCAGCGAUAGCAGCAAUUAAAACCAGGAGGACCAUCCAGUUUGUAGAUUGGUGUCCUACUGGGUUUAAAGUGGGAAUAAACUACCAGCCCCCAACUGUGGUUCAGGGAGAACAUCUGGCUAAAGUAGAACGUGCUGUCUGUAUGCUGAGUAACACUACUGCCAUUGCAGAAGCCUGGGCUAGACUAGACCAUAAGUUUGACUUGAUGUAUGCCAAGAGAGCAUUUGUACAUUGGUAUGUUGGAGAGGGAAUGGAGGAAGGGGAGUUCUCUGAGGCAAGAGAGGAUAUGGCUGCUUUAGAAAAGGAUUAUGAAGAGGUAGGAAGAGAAUCAAGCUAUAGUGAUGAUGAUGAAGAUGAAUAUUGA
Pelobates cultripes (western spadefoot toad) is the source of this 12924-nucleotide messenger RNA. Lineage: Eukaryota; Metazoa; Chordata; Amphibia; Anura; Pelobatidae. The record is from the annotation of a GenBank genome assembly.